Parnassius apollo (apollo) is the source of this 330-nucleotide messenger RNA. Lineage: Eukaryota; Metazoa; Arthropoda; Insecta; Lepidoptera; Papilionidae. The record is from the annotation of a GenBank genome assembly.
UUGGCGAUUUCAAAGAUGCCGCCGAGGACUUCAGCUGAAAAGCAGAAAAAAUAUCGCGAUAAGUUGAAAAAAGAAAACCCUCAAAAGUAUGAAGAAAUACAAAAGAAGGCCAAAGAAAGAUCUGCACGUUACUAUGAGAAAAAAAGAGUACCUAUACUGAAGAGCACAAACAAGAAUUACGGAAUAAAUGGAAGACUGAAACAAGAAACUGCACAACUGAGAUUACAGUUAAAUACAUUGACUAAAGAUUUCAAAAGUGUUCAGAAAAAAACGAAUAGACAACAAAAGAACAUAGACAAGAUGCAGGCAGAUUACGAAAAUUUAUACUAG